This is a messenger RNA of Benincasa hispida (wax gourd), 1142 nucleotides long. Its product is annotated as putative 2-oxoglutarate-dependent dioxygenase AOP1.2. Lineage: Eukaryota; Viridiplantae; Streptophyta; Magnoliopsida; Cucurbitales; Cucurbitaceae. The record is from RefSeq and is a predicted model, not a curated record.
ACACUUAGAAAUUAGAAGGAAGAAAAGAGUGUAAAAAGGAAUGGAUAGUGAAACCUCUCUCAAGCUUCCCUCAAUUGAUUUUUCCAACUUAGAAUUAGGGAGUCCCAAAUGGGAAAUGGUAAAAGCACAAGUGAAGGAAGCACUUGAGGAAUUUGGUUGCUUUGAAGCCUCAUUUGACAAAGUGCCUCUUGAGGUUAGGAAGGGUUUGUUUGAAGCACUUGAAGAGCUUUUCAACCUUCCUUUGCAAACCAAAUUGAGAAAUGUUUCUAAAAAGCCCUUCCAUGGCUAUGUUGGACAAUACCCAUUGGCUCCACUUUUUGAAAGCAUGGGUGUGGAUGAUUCCACCCUACCUGAAAAGGUCCAAAGCUUCACCAAUAUCUUGUGGCCUCAAGGAAAUUCAACCUUUAGCAAAGUGAUAGAAUCCUAUUCACAACAAUUAUCAGAACUAGACCAAAUGGUGAGAAGGAUGGUUUUGGAGAGUUUGGGAGUUGAGAAAUACUUGGAGGAACAUUUGGAAUCAACAAACUAUCUUCUUAGAGUAAUGAAAUACAAAGGCCCUCAAAGCAAUGAGACACAACUUGGCCUUCAUUCCCACACUGAUAAGAACAUUGUAACCAUUUUAUAUCAAAAUCAUGUUGAAGGUUUGCAGGUACAAACCAAAGAUGGCAAAUGGAUUAACUUUCAACCUUCCCCAAACUCAUUUGUUGCAAUGAUUGGAGAUUCCCUCCAUGCAUGGACAAAUGGAAGAUUGCAUUCUCCAUAUCAUAGAGUGAUGAUGAGUGGAGGGGAAGCAAGGUACUCAGCUGGGCUAUUCUCAAUCCCAAAAGCAGGCUAUAUAAUCAAAGCACCAAAAGAGCUUGUAGAUGAGCAACAUCCUUUGCUCUUUAACCCAUUUGAUCAUGUUGAGUUUCUUCAGUUCUAUUAUACAGAAGCUGGCCAAAGAGCUCAAUCUGCCCUCAAGACUUUUUGUGGUGCAACUUGAAACAUGUAUCUUGGGGUUCUGUACAUGCAUGCAUAUGUAUCUAGAGUUUGGUUCAAGAGUAUUUUUCUUUUGGUAUUUGGACUAAAUAUAUAAUUUAUUUCGUCUUCGUUGUUUGUGUGUUGUCUUCAAAUUUCUGUUUUUUAGUUAAUAAUAUGAGUGU